Molecule: messenger RNA, 2471 nt
Organism: Mustela lutreola (European mink)
Lineage: Eukaryota; Metazoa; Chordata; Mammalia; Carnivora; Mustelidae
Gene: DUS4L
Product: dihydrouridine synthase 4 like
Biological process (GO): tRNA processing
Molecular function (GO): tRNA dihydrouridine synthase activity; flavin adenine dinucleotide binding
Source: RefSeq, a predicted model, not a curated record
AUGAAGAGUGACUGCAUGCAAACCACAGUAUGUCAAGAGAAAAAAGAUCCAAUAGAAAUGCUUCAUUCUGGGCAGCUGGUGAAAGUCUGUGCCCCAAUGGUUCGAUAUUCAAAGUUGGCUUUUAGAACAUUAGUAAGAAAAUACAGUUGUGAUCUAUGCUAUACACCAAUGAUAGUUGCUGCUGAUUUUGUCAGAUCUAUAAAAGCCCGAGACAGUGAAUUUACUACAAACCAAGGUGAUUGCCCAUUGAUUGUUCAGUUUGCUGCUAAUGAUGCAAGACUUUUAUCUGAUGCUGCUCGUAUUGUCUGUCCUUAUGCGAAUGGAGUAGACAUUAACUGUGGUUGCCCUCAGAGGUGGGCAAUGGCAGAAGGUUAUGGAGCUUGCUUAAUAAACAAGCCAGAGCUUGUUCGAGAUAUGGUGAAACAAGUAAGAAAUCAAGUGGAAAAUCCCAGAUUUUCAGUAUCUAUUAAAAUAAGGAUCCAUGAUGACCUUACAAGAACUGUAGAUCUUUGUCGAAAGGCUGAGGCAACAGGAGUUUCUUGGAUUACAGUCCAUGGAAGAACUGUUGAAGAAAGACAUCAGCCGGUCCACUAUGAGGCUAUUAAAAUAAUUAAGGAAAAUAUGUCUAUACCUGUAAUUGCUAACGGAGACAUCAGAAACUUAAAAGAAGCAGAAAAUGUAUGGCAUAUUACUGGGACAGAUGGUGUGAUGGUUGCAAGAGGACUCUUAGCAAACCCGGCCAUGUUUGCUGGAUAUGAGGAAACCCCACUGAAGUGCAUCUGGGACUGGGUUGACAUUGCUCUUGAACUUGGAACUCCAUAUAUGUGUUUCCAUCAACAUUUAAUGUACAUGAUGGAAAAGAUAACUUCAAGGCAGGAAAAAAGAGUAUUUAACGCUUUGUCAAGCACAUCAGCAGUCUUAGAUUACCUUACAGACCAUUAUGGGAUUUGACUGGACUUCUAAAUUUCCUUAGUAUUUACUUCACUUUAUAUCUACAGUGAAACCACCCAAGGUCACAUUUUGGUUUCUACUUUAAGUCAGUGUCUCUCACACAUUAGCUUAAGAACACAACCCUGAGAACAUUUUAAAAAGUUCGUCCUAGACCCCAUCCUCAGAGAUUCUGAUUCAGUAGAUCUCUAGGUGGAAGCAAAAUUUAGUUUUAAAGAAGACCCCAGGUAGGGGGCCUGGGUGGCUCAGAUGGUUUGGGCAUCUGCCUUCAGCUCCUGUCAUGAUUCCAGGGUCCUGGGAUGGAGUCUUGUGUUGGACUCUCUUCUCAGUAGGGAGCCUGCUUCUCUCUCUGACUCUCUUUCUGUCUCUCAUGAAUAAAUAAAUAAAGUCUUUAAAAAAAAAGAAGAAGAAGAAGAUGACGACGAUGACAUCAGGUAGAUCAUACAUCCUGGUCAUCCUUCCAAACAUUGACAAGUAAUUGCUCUGAAUACUAUUAUGAAUUGAAAGAAAAAAAAGACCCUCAUUUUUUUUUCCUGAAAGGAAUGGUGUUUUUAACAUUUUUAAAUAAAACUUAUUUUAAUGCUAAAAGUGUAAGUCCUAUAGUAUUUAUAAGUUAACAUGAAGCAUGUUUGAAUGAAAAUAAGUGCAAAGUGACAAAAUGAAUGCCAAUUCUAUUUAAAAUGAAAAGGAACAAGAAAUCCUGUAUAGAAUUACUUUCAGGGCUUAGAUUAAAAAUUUAAAUUGGGAAAUCAAACUGGUACUUCCUAAUUCAUGAGUGAAACCUCGAUGUAUUUAUUUUAAAUGAUUUUUUUUUAAAGAUUUUAUUUAUUUAUUUGACAGAGAUCACAAGUUGGGGGGGGGGGGGCGGGGCAGGGAGCAGGCUCCCUGCUGAACAGAGAACCUGAUGUGGCAGUACCCUGAGAUCAUGACCUGAGCUGAAGGCAGAGGCUUAACCCACUGAGCCACACAGUUGCCCCAAUUUUAAAUUGUACGUAACCAAGUUUAAUCAUGUGUGAUGUUUUCAAUAAUUUUAAAACUAAGAUCCGUGAAACUCUUUAAAUGACAUUAACUUUGUUACAUUUCAAGUCUUCUAGAUCCUAGAAGAUUGAUAACUUGGUAAAUACACCUGUACCUAAAAUAAAAUUAGUUUUAGUCCCCCAAGUUUUAUGUAUAAAAUUUUGGUAGCUAACCUAGAGAUGAUUAUAUAUUUGAACUAUUUCUUAGAGAAAUUUAAUUUUUAAUUUAAAAACCUAAUUUUCAUACUGUUUUUAGUGAUUGAUUUAUAUUUUUAGGCCUUCCAGCAGUGGAUAAUAAUUUUAAUUUUUUUAAAUAAUUUUAAUUUCCAUGGUCUGGGAGUGUUACUAAGAGAAUUUUGUUAAUGAUGAGUGUGCCAUUGCAAGAAUUUAGUAUCUCAGUUAUGAAAAAUCCAUAGUUAAGAUACUGGUCUAUACUACCAACAUGAGAACUGUAUAAGGAGACAGCUAUCUGUUUGGCAAUAUUAAAUGAAUCCAUUUUGAAAUAAA